Messenger RNA from Puntigrus tetrazona (Sumatra barb), 2395 nucleotides. RefSeq names its product grass carp reovirus (GCRV)-induced gene 2p (gene gig2p). Bases 1455 to 2099 code for a protein of 214 amino acids. The record is from RefSeq and is a predicted model, not a curated record. The transcript is spliced from 2 exons. Gene Ontology annotation, cellular component: cytoplasm. NCBI's taxonomy places the organism in Eukaryota, Metazoa, Chordata, Actinopteri, Cypriniformes, Cyprinidae.
AAAUUCCGAGUAAACAACCCAGCAAACUAGCCGCAACGUUGACAGGAGAGGAACAAAACUUUUCCAUACACCUGACCGAGGGUUACCCUUCGGCUAUCGAGCUUGAACUGAGCGCAGAGAGCCUGGCAGGACACACUGCGGCAUUAACAUUAGACCGCAUGUCACCAUGACGCCUAAUGACGCUCUGGCAUCUGUCGCGAUACGGCUCGAAAUCUAAUUAAAAUAGCACAGCGUGUAAAGUCUUUAGGAGCUAACGCGGCACUCGAACGACACAGGUUUCGGGUUUUAGGAGCACGUUUGCGUAAGAAAGUGUGAUAGAGCUAGAGAGAGGUGCGGUGUCAUACGCUAGCUUGCAGCAGCGGUGAAGUUUCGCUCCCGGGGGAAUGCCGCAUAGUGGAAAAACAACAACAACCGACUCCUCCGUCGCCGUAAACGAGAACACCCGUUACUAUGUAGUAGUCCCGUUUUAGUCCUGUAAAUAAAUACUGUAUCUUCCCCUAUAGAAACAGUUCGGUUAAAAAAAAACACGGAAGAAGAAACGAUGCAAUAGAGAUAUCAUGAAGAGAAUUUAUCUGCCAACAGCACGGUGUGAAUUUGUAGAAUAGAUGUCAUAUUUUCGAAUCAGAAAUAUUCACGCGCUGCCCACGUUCCAGCUUCGCCCCAUAUGUUAGCGCGCAGUUGCUGCGUUGCCAGAUGUUAAAAGAAAAGAAAACGCGUGUUAUGCUAGAGAUUAAAAAUGGAAUUAACAAUGAAAACUGAUUUACUGGUUUCUAUAAUAAAACGAACGAACAUUUAAUAUAGAUUUUAAUUUUACGCUUAAUCAUUAUAUUACACUGUAAAGGCUUGCAAAGCGACAACACAUUAUAUUUGUAUAACUCUCUAAGAAUGGUCUCGCUGGAACAUUCUGUGUUUUUUUAUAGAUUUAUAAAUUACUGGCCAUGCAUCAGUGAAUCGUGAAUUCAUCUACAUUUAUUGGUAUUAAUCUUUGGUACAGGAGAGGAAGUUGGGAGACUGCUAUUAAUGAUCGACUGACUUAUUUUUCAAAGCAAGAAGACGCUUAUAAUAAGCGGACAUGGCAACACUAGUGGUCACCACGUUUAUGCGUAAGAGCGCUUCUUUGCCAAUGAAGUGUACUCUACCAAAAAAAGGCGUUUCUACACUGUUUGCUUGACAUAUAGCAUUAUUUUCCCUUUAAAAGGUGUUAGACCGCUUUAAAGAAUUAAAUAAUGCAUGCUGAGCUACACUCUUUGAUUACUUGAGUUAAAAACUUGUCAUAUAAGUCUUUGUUUUACUUCGUGAGCACACCAGGAAGACGCGUUUAAGUAGAAACUGAAAGUGAAAGGUUAGCUCUCUGAGUAUAACUAGAAAAGAUCGUUUAGACGCGGAGUCUCAUGCCAUUUUUUAUUCCCUUGCGAGAAGUAUUUUGAGCAGAUACCAAAAGGAGAAAAAAAAAGAUGGCAUCCAUCAUUUUCUAUGGCUGGGAAGUCUUCUAUGAUGAAGAUCAUCAUCUCCAGGCAGACCAGACACCCAAAUUAGGCAGACUCUAUACCAUGUAUCAUGGCACCACUGUUCAAACAGCCCGUCUGAUCAUAAAAACAGGCUUUAAACAGUCGGCAGAUGGAAUGCUGGGACCUGGAGUUUAUGUGAGCCGUAACCAGAAGAAAGCAGAACGCUAUCCUCUAAAAUCCCCCCCUACUGACAGAGUAGUGCUUAAACUAAGUAUUGAUUGUGGAAGAGUCAAAAAAAUUGAUAAGGACAACCAUCCCCUUCAGAAGUCGUGGUAUAGCCAGGGAUAUGACACUGCCUGGGUGCCUCCUAACUGUGGCAUGAUGGCCGUGCCCAGUGGUCUGGAAGAGGACUGCGUCUAUGACCCCCAGCGUAUCGAAGUCACGGAUAUUGCUCUCGCUCCCAACACGGCCAUCUUAAAUGAACUCCAACAGCUCAUCGCUCAAAACAAGAAGGGGUCAUCAAAUUCAAACAGCUCAGGUACAUGUACAGUGUGCAAGCUCAAACUAGGGCCUGCUCAUGCCAUACAGUCAUGCUGGGGGUGUGGAGAGACGAUCUGCUCUUUCCUGACCAAACAUGUGUGCAAUCGAUAGGAAACCGCUCCGGAAAUCACGGCACAUGCGUCAUUCAAGUUUUUGGACUGGUUUGCCGACAGCGCGCCAACGCAUGAAGUUAAACUGAAUGCUACUUCAUCCCUGUAUACGAGAUUGUUUACUUUCCUCCUAGUUCUCAGCGACACAAUCAUAUUACGUUAUUAUUCUUUUUCCUGUCAAUAGGUGCCACUUUAUUUGAUUAUGUUUAAAACUGAAAUGUAUGCAAUCACGUAUGACUGUGAAUGAUUUGAGAAUAAUUCUGCAUAAAAGACAAUAAAAAAAGAUGUAGAUAAGCA